GCUGGGUCAAGAUAAGACUUCCUACUAUGCAACAUAGCUUGCCAGCUAUGAGUGCAUCUGCUGCAAAGGCAUCUACGAAAAAACAGGCAUUUCGGAAGGGCAAAAAGCCAGAGCAAGACGGUCCACCCCAUAAACGACGGAAGCUCGACCGAUCACAGGAGUCUCCAGACUUGACCUAUGUUUCCUCACAAGAUCAAUCUACUUCCGCAUUUAAAAGAGGAACUUCAACUUCAACUAUCAAUCCCGAACUCGCUGUCGACUUUACGACCCGAGAAACUAAAAAUGGCGAGUCUCUUGCGACACUGCGCAUGAUGAUUUUCGGACGACUAGAGUAUACGUCUACCCAGUCAGAUCCAGGAAAAUACCUCGCAAUCGAUUGCGAGAUGGUAGGCGUGGGCAUCGACGGCGAGGAGUCGUCGCUUGCGCGCGUUAGUAUUGUUAAUUAUUGGGGCGCAGUUCAACUGGAUGAGUUCGUGAAGCAGAAGGAACGUGUUGUAGAUUAUCGGACUAAGUGGAGUGGGAUACGUCCCUCGGAUAUGGUUAGAGCUAAGCGAUUCGAGGAGGUGCAGAAAACAGUCGCGGCUUUGACCAAGGAUCGCAUCAUAGUGGGACACGCUGUGCAUAACGAUCUCAAGGUUCUAUUACUAUCGCACCCGGGUCCAUGCAUACGGGAUACGCAACGCUUGGCAGCAAAACACAACGUAACCAGUAGUAAACGCCCUGCUCUUCGCAACCUCGUAAAACAAGAACUCGAUGUUGUUAUCCAGGGAGGGGAGCACUCCAGUGUCACAGACGCUAGGGCAACGAUGGCCGUGUUCCGACUACACCGUAAAGAGUGGGAAAAGGGAUUCAAACCUUUGCCCGCACCUGGGACUGGUGCGUCCAAUAAACGGAAACGUGUCGAGAAUAUUGAACUAGCUACGCCUACCCCACUGGGCAGGGGGAGGAAGGGCGUCAGUUCUGGACUUUCUACAAUAGUGAAACGGAUACCACAGACGAAAUCGAAAACUGCAGUCAAGACUGCUAGCAAUAAUUGGUGGACCACCCUGGGUGCUAGCGACAUCGCAGGGAAGGGUUCCAUGAAGCUGUAACAUUAUCAUUUUUUGUUCGGUUCAUUAUCCACGAGACAGGUUUCCCACUAUCGAAUAUUGAUCAGAUAUCGGUGGCUCGCUGAUUUAAAUUGACGAGCAGUUUAUCAGAUAAUACUGAGCGCAGUACCACCUGCACCCUGUACUCAGGUCC
Messenger RNA from Suillus bovinus, 1242 nucleotides. Its product is annotated as MipD protein. Gene Ontology annotation, biological process: rRNA processing. The transcript has 6 exons. NCBI's taxonomy places the organism in Eukaryota, Fungi, Basidiomycota, Agaricomycetes, Boletales, Suillaceae. Gene Ontology annotation, cellular component: nucleus. Bases 27 to 1091 code for a protein of 354 amino acids. The record is from RefSeq and is a predicted model, not a curated record. Gene Ontology annotation, molecular function: nucleic acid binding; 3'-5' exonuclease activity.